This is a messenger RNA of Komagataella phaffii GS115, 1797 nucleotides long. Its product is annotated as Poly(A)RNA binding protein involved in nuclear mRNA export. The transcript has a single exon. Gene Ontology annotation, biological process: poly(A)+ mRNA export from nucleus. Bases 1 to 1797 code for a protein of 598 amino acids. Gene Ontology annotation, cellular component: nucleus. The record is from RefSeq and is a predicted model, not a curated record. Gene Ontology annotation, molecular function: RNA binding; protein binding. Lineage: Eukaryota; Fungi; Ascomycota; Pichiomycetes; Pichiales; Pichiaceae.
AUGAGUUACAGAGGCAGAGGAAGAGGAGGUUAUGGACGAAAUCAGUUCAACGGAGGUAAUAACUACUCGAGCCACCAAUCCUUUGCAGCACAACCCUCUUUUACUGUCGAAAUAAGAAACUGGAACAACGCGUCCAAAGAUGACCUUGUUUCUUUCAUCGCAAGGAAAACCAGGAUAAAGUUGCAAAAUGUCAUUGUGGAUCACACUGGAACGAUACAGGCUACGGUAAAUACCCAGAAGGACGCCACUGAUUUGGUUAAUUGGAACGGUGUCAAAUUUGCCGGCCAGAGUCUAAAAAUCACAGCUAACACUAGCACUAACGGAAAUGGUAACGCUGGUUCACCAGAUACUGCCCGUACUAUCCAAUUGUUGAAACAGUUUCUGUUGAGUCGUUAUAAUGCCGAAAUUCGCUUUUUGGACCUGACGAAUAUGGUCAACGACCCAACUUUAGUCUCCCAGGGUUUAUUCUCAUCAGCUUCUACUUCUUCCAAGAUGUUCCCUGCCUUAAUGAAAUUAGCAUCGCAAGAAAACUUGCAAGUUGAUACUAUUAGCAUGGCCAAUAACAACAUCAACGAUUCAAAUACUUAUCUAUCCAUAUUAGGCAGUACUUUUCCACGUGUGAAGAAUUUGUCCCUGCAGGAUAAUAACAUUCAGAAGGUUCGUUUCUUUGAAAAUUGCAGACACAAAUUCACUCGUUUAAGAGAACUGGUGAUAAUGAAUAACCCUCUCACAACUCAAUCGAUGGACCGUAACUACAGAUCGGAGGUAAUCAGACAUUUUCCGCGUUUAAUCAUGUUGGAUGGUGAAUAUGUUAGAGAUGAAAAUAAAGUGUCCACAAUUUUCAAAUUUCCAGCUCCUACCGUAUCCAUGUUUUUUGAGAAUGAGACCACACAAGGCGUAGCAACAAACUUUUUAACUAAUUACUUAAAGUUAUGGGAUUCUGCAAGAGACCAACUACUUCAAUUAUACGCACCGGAGUCUCAAUUCUCCUUCCAAAUCGACACUGCACAUCCUUCUCCGGAUCCUACAGGCAAUUCAACUGUUCCUAGUGGCAACUCAUGGUCAUAUUAUCUUUCAAAUUCUCGUAAUUUGACAAGAAUUUCAAAUGAAAAAUCUAGAAUGUCACGAUUAGCAGUUGGUCAAGAACAAAUUUUGCGACUGUUCAACUGUCUUCCAAUGACAUCACACAAGCUUUUAGAAAAAAUAGAUCAGUUUGCUAUAGAAUCUUGGUCUUUUCCACAACUAAACGGUAUCAUUGUAUCACUACACGGGGAAUUUGAGGAAACGGCUGCACCUGUUCAACCAGUUCAAUCUGGUGUAAGAUCUCAUUAUAAAGGCCAAAGAUCUUCUCUGUCCAAGCGUUCAUUUGACCGUACUUUUGUGAUUGUCUUUGGUCCUAAUGGAGCAAUGAUAGUGGCAUCUGAUCUUCUGUUGAUAAGGCCACACAUUCCUACGAACGCCUGGGUAGUUACAAAAAGGAAUCAAGAAGCAGCUGUAGGAACUACUCCUUCAGCCGCUGGUUCCACAGAAAUAUCCAGAACGUCCACACCACUUACACAUCCAGCAGUUCACCCUGAAGUACCGAAUACACAGCCACAACCCACCUCCCAGCUGCUUAAUACUAAUCUUACACCUCAGCAGCAAGAACUGGCCCACAAAGUUUUAAUGGAGACCAAACUCAAUCCCGAGUUUACGUUGAUGCUUUGCGAGCAAAGCCAUUGGAACUAUGAAGCUGCUAUUCAAGCCUUCAGGAGCUCUCAUCAACAGGGACAGAUUCCUCCGCAUGCAUUUACCUAA